GUCUCCGCAGGCAGCUCCACGGGCGCGGCGGGGCGGCCCUUCCAGGUGGCCUGGAGCUUGGGGUCCGGCAGCAACGUGCAGCUCAGGGAGCAGCUGAAGGACAUCGUGAGCUCUGCCACAGGGCUGUCUCUGCAGAUCUCAGCGCCACAGUUCUAUGCCGCAGUGCAGGCGGCCAAGGAUAGCUUCUCCUCGGACCCCGUCCAGCUAGAAUUCGUGGUGAGCGUCACGAACUGGCUGGAUCAGUCCAAGCAAGCUUCGGUGUUCGUGAGCCUGGAGAGCUUCACAGAGGAGAUGCCCAUUCUGAGCCCCGCCUCGGCCACCACCGCGCGGAUUCGCAGCCGUGAUGAAGUGACGUUUGCGGUUGAGACGGGGUACGCAAAUACGUCGGUUUGUACAAAUGCAGCCUCUCAAGCCCGGCUUGUCGACAUCACCUGGGAGUACCGUACAAGCUCAACAGAAUCAUGGGCAAGCCUCUCCAGUCUUGAUCUGACCAACAUGGCCCGACAACCCAGUGCUAUCCAAUUUGCUGGCUAUUCUUUUUCGGCUGGCACCGACCACGAGUUCCGUGCCACGGCGCGAUACAGAGGCUCAAGCCCAACGGCCAAAGCGCCAGAGUACAUCUUCCGCCUGAAUGUCGACCCGGCAGCGCCGCCAGUGGCGCGCGUGGUCGGCCCCACGAGCACCAAGAGCAGUUGUGGCUUCAGCUUGGAUGCAUCGGGGUCUUACGACCUGUCUGUGCCUCCCGGAGUCGCUGCAAAUCUGGCCUACGAGUGGUCCUGCGCUGCGGACGGGGCCAACUGCUCGCUCUCGAACUUCGCCUCCAGCGCGACGGAUGGCUCCGGCUCCCGGGGCGCGCUGCUGGUGGUGGCAGGCAAUCAGCUGGUAUCAGGCUUCUACAACUUCAGCGUCCGCGUGAGCCGACCUGGAGGUACCGAAGCCGGGGUGGCCGAGUGGACGCUGGAGAUCUCCGGCUCUGACUCGGCGCUGCCGCCGGUGGCCAUCUCCGCACCCUGGGCCAGCGGCGAGGCUGUAUCAACGCAGGUGGGUGCUGCCCUGGGGCCUGUCACAGCCGCCGUGCAGACCAGUGGGGCAGGUUGCUCCGUGCCAGAUGCCUGGGCGUGGAAGUUUGCCCUCGUGGACGUGCCGGCAGAGCCCACCCCUUCCAACGUGAUGAGCUUCUUGAGCACCACCAAGACUGCUGACGGCAGCGGCGGCUUUGUGUUGGCGACUUCCGAGUUCCAGGGCCAUCAAUUGGUCCCAGGCCAACGGUACAUGUACGCCGUGGUGAAGGCUGACACGGAGACCGACAUGCUCUCCUUGCAGCAAAUCCCAGGCAACAAUCUGGAGAAGAUUGUGUCAAUGGGCGGGCAUGUGGUGAUGUCUGUGCCGUUCGUUGCGGAUGGCCCACCCUCUGGUGGACUUGUGCAAAGCAACCCGCAGUCGGGCUAUGCAGUAACGACAGCCUUCUCGGGGAUAACAUCCGGCUGGUAUGACGAAGAGGUUGACAGCCUGACGUUUGCAUACUACCUCCUCCCCAAAGUCCAAGCGGACCUUACGCUGACGGCCGACGGCAGUGGAGGACUUGUUGUCACUGGCACGUUCCAGCCUCCGAGCGUUGACUGGCGAAAUACCGGCAGCACGAACUACUGGUCUAAGCUGGGCGGGAUGUUCUUGGCAAACAUCUCGGACCCAUCUGCUGCAAUAUGGGAGGUGCAGGUGGCGGCUGGUGAGUACAUCAUGGCCGUUGUCGCCCGUGACAAACUGGGAGCCAUAUCCGCUGCGUUCGCACCGGGGCCGUUGGUGCAGGCGCCUCCAGGAGGAAUCAGCCCCGACCUGGCCCUAGCCUCGCUGGAUAACGCGCUGUCCAGCAACAACGACGCGGUGUUGUUGGGCGCGCUGAACUCUUUGUCAUCAGUGGCUCUUGCUGACGCCGACCCCGCGAAGUUGAAAGAAGCCACGGACAAGAAAAUGGAGGCACUGGGCUCCGCUGCGGGCGUGGUCUCAACCUCUUCGGAGAGUCUCGCCAAGUUUGGCGACGUCGCCGCAAAUGUCCUGCAGAGUGAAUCCACGGGCGGCGUUGCCAGCGUCGAGGUUGCAGAGUUGGCCUCUCAGGCACUGGACACGGCAAUGGAGGCAGCCCUGUCGUCGUCAGGCGUAGACGAGUCCGCGGGCACCUCGCUGCUGCGGGCCGCCACCUCGGUGAGCAGCUCCUUCGCGGCGGGCGGGGGCAGCAGCACGCAGCAGGGGGCCACGGCGGCCAAGUCGCGGGCACUGUUCUCAAAGCUGGGAAAUGCCCUGCUGCAGCAGUUGCCGGUUGGCACGUCUACAGCGAUCUCUUCGGUCCAGGACGGCAAGGGGACAGCGAUUGCCGUCAAAUCGGAGAGUGCCGCUGAUGCAAGUCAGAAUGGCCUGUCAGGCGCUGGUGCGCAGGUCCCGGGCUCGGCGCUGGGUGGCCGACGACUAGCGGAAUGCGGCACGCUAGCGCUGCAAGAGACCAACUAUAUCGGCAGCAACCCGUUCGUCUACCUCAACAGUAGUCAAGGGAUCAACAAGUACGUACUCAGCAAUGCAACGGUCAGCACCAUUGAGAUUAAGCGGUGCGACACCUUGGUCAGCCAGACCGGGCUUGAUCCCCCUGUCGCGCUGAACUUGACACUGAACCCUAUGCCUGCCAAUGCGGACAAGGGCUAUGGCUAUGAGCCGGUUUGUGUGAGAUUGCUGGAUGACCAGGUGUGGACGACAGAAGGUAUGACGCGGAUUCUUCCAUCAGUCUAUGACUCACCCACCAUUGACUGCUUAGCGGAGACCGCCGGUGGAUCCUAUUCUGCGAUCUAUGUGCCAAUCCAGCUGCCAACAACAACGGCUACUGCAACAUACACAUCAACGAGGGUGGAAAGGAGCACAGUGGCGCCGGUCGUGGAGGACGCUCCGCCGGACACCGGCAUCGUGGUUGGGAUGUCGAUGGCUGGCGUUGCUCUCUUCGUCGUUUGCGGUCUGAUCGCCUGGCAGUGUUGGCAGGGCAACGUGGAGCCGAUCAAGGUGGAGAUGCCCAGUAUGUCGUGUCAGAAGUUGCAGGAGGCCCUCACCUGGAAGUCCAAGCGAGUGGACAUUGAGCCCUCCGGGCCCACAGGCCCGGGCACAGAGCCAACGCGCGCUUGGGACGAAAAGCCCGGCCAGCCUUCUGCCACGGAAGAUCGGCACACCCAGCAAGACGCCGAAGACCACUUCUGGGACUGGGCCACCGACCUGGCCAAGAAGGAACAGGAGGGGCAGCAAACUGCAGUGGUGCGCAGCUCUUCCCUUGGGGGACGGCCAGGCCCUGGGACUCCACCCAACAUUCCCCCAAGGUUUUCUUUGCCAAAGCCUGUUGCGGAGAAGGAGGAGUACUUCCAGAACUUUGCGCAGGAACUUCGAGACAUUGUAGGGACAGGCGUGCCCGGCAUUGCUGACUCACCGGAAUCCCGCCCGAGCAGCCCUCCACCUCCCCCACCCAAGCGACCGCCAGUCAGCACGGUCCUUAUGCCGCCUCCAAAGCCCCCGCCACGUUCUCGCGAGUCCAGCGUCCGCCCAGCAGCUUUGGCGGCGCUGCCGCCGGCUUUGACCAAUGCGGAGCGAAUUGACGUGCGCGUGGACCAGGCAUUCUCUGACUGGGCCAAUGACUUUGCAACGGCCAGUGCCGUCAACGCCGUUUCAACAGUUCCUUCUACGCCCAAGGACGCGCCACCGCCUCCUCCGCCGAGGAGGGUGCAAAAUCAGCUGCCCCUGCCGCCUCCGCGGCCACCGAUCGAUAGGCGUGGCAGCAACUCCAGCAAGGCCACGCCGCCUACGCCGCCAGUGCCACCCAGCAGGGGGUCCUCAAACCCCCAUGACCUCUAUGACUUGCAACCUCCCUUGAGGAGAUCCGCGAAUUCCGACGGCACCCAGCCGCCUCCACCACCGGAGAUGACGGCAGAGCGAAACUCCGCGCUGACACCCCCCUCGCUGGGGUCGGGGUCACAGCUAUCCAUGUCCGUGCCGAAGCAGGUGCCCCUGCAGCCGCCUGCUAUUCCCAAAGGCGGAACAUCGUCAAGUAUGCCAGUUGAGCUGCCAGGCGCUCUGGCCAGUGAUCAACAGACGCCACGUGAGAGUUCGUGAGCGCUGCCCAAUUUCCGAGUCUGAUAGACGCCGAAAUGCGAGCGGGAAGCUCGCCUGCCUGGAUGUUGGCAGGACACACCUCCUGUGGAAUUCCCGAAGAUUCCAUGAAUGGAUGAUCAGGCAUGACUUUGACAGACCCCUGUACUGUAGCUAGUUUGCUUUGCUGGUCUGCUGUGUAACAAUCCUUUCCGAUGCCGGAAAAUUGCUGAACCGGCGCGCCAACAGGCUGACUUCAGAAGGUUAAUUGCGCCA
This is a messenger RNA of Effrenium voratum, 4386 nucleotides long. NCBI's taxonomy places the organism in Eukaryota, Dinophyceae, Suessiales, Symbiodiniaceae. The record is from the annotation of a GenBank genome assembly.